AUGGGUGGAGACGUUCCCCGACAAGCUCCCAGCUCUCUGCCCCGGGCGCCCGAAAGCCCCGUCGGACAACGCAUUAGGAGCAUCUACACUGACCGUCUCCGCCAGUUUACAUCUAGCGGUCAGUAUGAGAAGCAGAAUCUGAUUGGUAAGCUCUUCGAAGCUACCACUUCCUCCGAAGACCACGUCAAGCUCUCCGUCUAUUCCGUCCCCGAUCUGCAACGGCCCAGUUUCAAAGAGGCAAUCGCCAACGAGUUUAAGCCCACGCACAUCGGUGCCUCCUUCGGGCCCAGCUGGUCGACGCACUGGUUCCGCAUCCGCCUGACGAUCCCCGAAGAGUACCGGAAAAAGGAGCGGCUAGAGUUCCACUGGGAUGCGAAUAAUGAGGGCCUCGUCUGGACGGAGGACGGGCACCCGCUCCAGGGUCUCACGGGGGGUGGGGAGCGGGUGGAGUGGAUCAUCCCAGACGCUUGGCGCGAUGGGAAGGAGCAUGUCUUUUAUAUUGAGAUGGCGUGCAAUGGCAUGUUUGGAAAUGCACCCGGCGGAGACUCGAUCCAGCCGCCGAAACCUGAUCGCUAUUUUACGUUGCAUACGGCGCGGAUCACCGCCGUGAAUUUGGCGGCUAGGGCUUUGUUUUAUGAUUUUUGGAUUAUCUCGGAUGCCGCUAGGGAGUUUCCCGCUGAUGGAUGGGAGUCUCACGAGGCCAAUGUGGUGGGCAAUGCGAUUAUUGAUGCUUUCAUUGCUGGCAAUGGAAGCACUGAGGCUAUCAAGGAAGGUCGCCGGAUUGCACAGAGAUAUUUGGGCGACAAGGUCGACUCCGCCGAAGUGUAUGAUACCGAUGCGAAGCCGAUCAUCUACGGAAUAGGGCACUGCCAUAUCGAUACCUGCUGGCUUUGGCCAUGGGCAGAAACCAAGCGCAAGGUUGCACGAUCAUGGUCAAACCAGUGUGAUCUUAUGGACCGAUACCCAGAGCAUCGCUUCACCUGCUCUCAGGCCCAGCAAUUCAAGUGGCUGAAGCAUUACUACCCGACCGUCUUUGACCGUGUGAAAUCAUGGGUGAAGAAAGGCCACUUCCAGCCCAUCGGUGGCAGUUGGGUUGAGCACGAUACGAACAUGCCCAGUGGCGAGUCUCUGGUGAGGCAGUUCAUCUACGGACAGCGGUUCUUCGAGAGCAAUUUUGGCGAACGUUGCACCACAUUCUGGCUCCCUGAUACAUUUGGCUAUUCCACGCAAAUUCCCCAGAUCUGCCGAUUAGCAGGCAUGAGCCGCUUCUUCACGCAGAAGCUUAGCUGGAAUAACAUUAACAACUUCCCCCAUACGACUUUCAAAUGGGUUGCCCUCGAUGGAAGCCAGGUGCUGUGCCAUAUGGCGCCAUCAGAGACAUACACUGCGGAAGCCCACUUUGGCGAUGUGAGACGCAGCGUGUCGCAACACAAGUCUCUCGACUCAGACAACACGUCACUUCUCGUCUUCGGCAAAGGUGACGGAGGGGGUGGGCCUACCUUUGAGCACUUGGAAAAGCUCCGCCGCUGCCGUGGCCUUAGUGACAAGACUGGUUUGCUUCCUCGCACUUCGAUGGGGGGAUCAGUCGACGACUUCUUUGCAAGUCUCGAAAAGAAGUCUGCAGACGGAACCAAGUUUGCGACAUGGUAUGGCGAGUUGUACUUUGAGCUGCACCGGGGCACAUACACCACGCAGGCGAACAACAAGCGCCACAACCGUCGAGCCGAGUUCCUCCUUCGCGAGCUCGAGUAUCUCGCGACGCUCGCCUCGCUAACUCAAUCCGAUUAUAAAUACCCCAAGAAGGAUAUCGACUUUAUGUGGCAGGGUACGCUCCUAUGCCAGUUUCACGAUUGUCUUCCAGGGUCCUCGAUCGAGAUGUGCUACGACGACUCUGACGAGCUAUACGCCAAGAUCUUUGCGAUUGGCCUGAAUGCACGAAAAGAGGCCCUCGAAGUCCUCGGGUACAGCGAGAAGGGUUCAGCUCCGGUAGCAAUCAAUACCCUCCCCUGGCACCGCUCUGAAGUAGUCAAGCUCCCGGCCCAAGCAGCUACCAAUGGUCUCAAAUACACCAUACUCACCGGCGGCCCCGGCGCCAUCCCGGUCCCAGCGACUGCCGCAACCGCCUCGAAAGUUAGCAUCAACGAGAUCCAACCGGGCGUAUUCCGUCUCGAUAACGGAAAGCUCCGCGUGGAUGUCCAAGGCGGCGUCAUCAUUUCGCUCUACGAUAUUGAUGCCGACCGCGAAGUCAUUGUCAAAGGUGGGAAGGCUGGUCAGCUUGUCAUCUUCGACGACAAGCCGCUGUACUGGCAGGCCUGGGAUGUCGAAGUCUACCAUCUCGAAUCUCGCAAGGAGCUCCAGUCUGUGAAGACUAGUAUCGCUGAACGGGAUCCAUACCGCGCCAGCGUCGUUACUGAGACGAGAAUCAGCGAGAACAGCUGGAUCAAGACGACUAUCAGCCUCGCGGCCACAACGGGUACACAUCUGUCAUAUGUCGAAUUUGAGAGCGAAGUCGAAUGGCGCGAGACGAUGAAGUUCCUCAAGGUCGAGUUUCCGGUUGAUAUCACGAACACCGAAGCGUCUUAUGAGACGCAGUACGGUAUCAUUCGUCGUCCGACACACUAUAACACAACUUGGGACAUGGCCAAGUUCGAAGUCUGCACCCACAAAUUCUCCGAUCUAUCCGAGUCAAACUACGGCGUCUCUAUCCUCAACGACUCGAAGUACGGCUUCGCCACCGUCGGAAACCUCAUGCGGCUCUCUUUACUCCGUGCACCAAAAGCACCGGAUGCGCAUGCCGACAUGGGCCGCCAUACCAUUCGCUACGCGAUCAUGCCUCAUGCCGGUCCACUAGAUGCGAGAACCGUAAGGGCGGGCUAUGCGUUUAACCAGCCCCUUGUGCUGGAUACACACCAUAGCCCUUCGCUCAGUCGGAAUAAGAACGAUGGGGAGGACCUCUUCUCGAAAAUCACCCUCUCCGGCUCCUCCUCUCUGAUCCUCGACACGGUGAAACGCGGCGAAGACGACGAAGACAUCUCGGGAGAUCCAGACCUUGAAAUCCCAGCGUCCAAGCGCAAGGGGCAGAGUAUUGUGCUGAGGAUCUAUGAGAGUCUCGGUGGGCGGAGCCGUGGGGUCAUUCGGACGAGUUUCCCGGUCAAGAGAGUUUGGAAGUGUAACGUUCUCGAGGAUGAUGAGGAAAAGCUGGAGGUUGUCGAUAUCCAAGGAGAGGCAAAGAAAGUGGAGAUUGAGUUGAGGGCGUUCGAGGUUGCGACGUUUAGGUUGCAGUUGUAG
Molecule: messenger RNA, 3288 nt
Organism: Aspergillus calidoustus
Lineage: Eukaryota; Fungi; Ascomycota; Eurotiomycetes; Eurotiales; Aspergillaceae
Source: the annotation of a GenBank genome assembly